Molecule: messenger RNA, 905 nt
Organism: Tigriopus californicus
Lineage: Eukaryota; Metazoa; Arthropoda; Copepoda; Harpacticoida; Harpacticidae
Product: coiled-coil domain-containing protein 97-like
Exons: 1
Coding region: 193-858 (221 amino acids)
Source: RefSeq, a predicted model, not a curated record
ACUCGAGACAAAUGGACGGAAAUUUCCACCUUACUAGUGCUGCCCUUUUCUCCUCUACUUGGCUCCUAGCGGUCAUUUAGUCAAACUAACCAGACUUCAAAAUCCGACAAUCCAUGAAAACCUAACCCCCAAAAGCAGCCCAUCUUAGACCGGCGCGAAUCCAGGUCCAGCCAGCCCAUCGCUCAUUCAUCAAUGGAUCCAGUCGGUCCACCCGUACCCAUGUGGGGCGAGCUACCUGAGCGGACGCCGGUCCGGCCAACACCCGCGCCCCAACCUGCCCUCAGACCGGUGGUCACGGCCCCGGGUUCGGACCCCAAGCCGAGUGGUCGCCCGGCCCAAGCCACGGAAAGGGCGUCGAACCGGACGGUUGAUCCGGCCUCCGGCCCGUUAGACCCGGCCCGCCCCAACCGGAAUCGUCGCUAUCGCUGGAUGCAAAGCCAGUUGGCGCAAGCCGACGCGUAUUUCUCGACCCAGGCCAUGCGGCAACGUCAUCCGGGGCUCUGGGCCCAAAUCUGCGGCCCGGAUCUGAGCUGGCCUCCACCGCCCCCAGAUGGGACCGACGGUCGGUGGUCGAGCCUGAUCCUGGACCAAUGGGAUCGGAACCAAGCUCGGGAUUCAGCCCAGGCCCACACGGUGGAGGAAUUCGAUUCCGAGGACGAGGAUGGGCUGGACCACCCGCCCACUGAUCCGGCAGCUCGGACCCGUUUGACGGCCGAGUUCCGCCAACUCGUGUGCCAACAGUUUUUAAACGGAGGCGAGCCGGAUUUUGAUUACGCUCGUGUGGACCACGAUCCCACCUGGGACGAUUGGGACCAAUUGGACCGGGACGCUCAAGAGGCGUAUUUUGACGCGGAUUAGCUGGGACAGAAUGGCUGGGCAUUUUUAAAUAUAUUUUUAUUCCUUCA